This is a messenger RNA of Aspergillus affinis, 1638 nucleotides long. RefSeq names its product sugar porter family MFS transporter. The record is from RefSeq and is a predicted model, not a curated record. NCBI's taxonomy places the organism in Eukaryota, Fungi, Ascomycota, Eurotiomycetes, Eurotiales, Aspergillaceae. Gene Ontology annotation, molecular function: carbohydrate:proton symporter activity. The transcript has 3 exons. Gene Ontology annotation, biological process: carbohydrate transport; transmembrane transport. The coding region runs from base 1 to 1638 and encodes 545 amino acids. Gene Ontology annotation, cellular component: membrane.
AUGUCUAUCCUGUCUCUUGUGGAGGAUAGGCCGACCCCAAAGGAGGUCUACAACUGGAAGAUCUACCUUCUGGCGGCAGUAGCCUCCUGCACGUCUUGUAUGAUCGGAUAUGACAGUGCUUUCAUCGGCACUACCAUCUCAUUGCAGUCCUUUAAAGAUGAAUUCGACUGGGAGUCCAUGUCGGACGCGACCCAGGACCUAGUGAGCGCCAAUAUUGUGUCUCUGUACCAGGCCGGAGCCUUCUUCGGGGCCUUCUUCGCCUACCCCAUCGGCCAUUUCUGGGGUAGAAGGUGGGGUUUGAUGGUGUCCGGCCUGAUUUUCACCCUGGGGGCGGGUCUGAUGCUGGGAGCCAACGGCGACCGGGGACUCGGAUUGAUCUAUGGGGGUCGCGUGCUGGCCGGUCUGGGGGUGGGUGCCGGCUCCAAUAUUACGCCAAUCUACAUCGCGGAGCUGGCUCCGCCGGCCAUUCGAGGGCGAUUGGUCGGAGUCUACGAGCUGGGAUGGCAAAUCGGUGGUUUAGUCGGUUUUUGGAUCUGCUAUGGUGUAGAUGAGACCCUUCCGCAGAGCCACAAGCAGUGGAUCAUCCCGUUUGCUGUGCAGUUGAUCCCCUCGGGGCUUCUACUGAUCGGUGCUCUGCUGAUCAAGGAAUCUCCGCGUUGGCUGUUCCUCCGGGGUCGUCGCGAGGAGGCCAUCAAGAACCUCUGUUGGAUCCGUCAGCUUCCUGAGGAUCAUAUCUACAUGAUGGAGGAAAUUGGCGCCAUUGACCAGUCCCUGGAACACCAGCGGUCGACCAUCGGACUGGGCUUUUGGAAGCCAUUUAAGGCGGCCUGGACCAACAAGAAGAUCCUCUACCGUCUCUUCCUUGGUAGCAUGCUGUUCCUCUGGCAGAACGGCUCAGGAAUCAACGCCAUCAAUUACUACAGCCCCACGGUGUUCAAGAGUAUUGGUCUCCGAGGAUCCAACACCAGCUUGUUCACCACGGGUAUUUUCGGCGUGGUCAAAACGGUGACCACCUUCGUUUGGCUGCUCUGGUUGAUCGAUCGCGUUGGUCGCCGAAAUCUUCUGCUGAUCGGUGCGGCGGGUGGCUCGGUCUGUUUGUGGAUUGUAGGCGCGUACAUCAAGAUUGCGAAGCCCGGGGAAAGCGACAACCAGCAGAUGGACGGCGGCGGUAUCAUGGCUAUGUUCUUCUUCUACCUAUGGACCGUCUUCUACACCCCUUCGUGGAAUGGCACUCCGUGGGUGAUCAACUCGGAAAUGUUCGACCCCAACGUCCGGUCCCUGGCACAGGCCUGUGCCGCCGGAUCGAACUGGCUGUGGAAUUUUCUGAUCUCCCGGUUCACUCCGCAGAUGUUUGCCAAAAUGGAAUAUGGAGUGUACUUCUUCUUCGCAUCUCUGAUGAUCCUGUCCAUCAUCUUUGUGUAUAUGUUGAUCCCCGAGACGAAGGGUAUCCCGCUCGAAAGUAUGGACGCUCUGUUCGAGGAGAAGCCCAUCUGGCACGCUCACGGACGGGUUCUGGCGCAGAUCCGCGAAGACGAGGAACGGUUCCGACGGGAUCUGGAGGAGUCUGGCUUCACGAAGCGAGACACGGAGCAGGUGGAAGAGGCGGACGGAUCGGUGCAGUCGAAGGUGUAUGGAUGA